AGCUUUUUGUUCCGUUUGUGCUGAAGUUAGUUUCCGGUUGAGGUUUAAAAUGAGUCACCGUCUGAAAUUUGAUUUGUGAGAAUCCAAACACGUUUUCAGAUGUAGACCACAUCAGACCAGGUCCUGAUCAAAGAUUAGACUCUGAGAACUCAAAACGAGAAGGAAAUCAAUGUCCAGUGUCAGACAGUCAAUCAGCAGGAAACAAACAGGAGCUGUUAAAGUGUCAGAUCAGUUUUAUUCAGAAUAAAAACAAACCCUUAUGCAUCACUUAGAUGAGGAACAAAACAGACUCACACAUUUACAAAGUUUCCAGCAGGAAUAAAACACCUGAACAGGACUGUGAGGGGGGGGGGGUGUGACCAUGCUGAGUGUUGGGUGGUUGGCGAGGUCUGGGGUCCUGGAGCUCCGCCUCCUGCGGCUUCCAGCUCGAGGAGUCUGUUCUGCGGUGAUCCACAGGAAGUCACCUGCAUGUGUCACCUGGUGUACAGGUGCAUCUGUUGGAUCACCCUCAGCCUGCCACAGGUUACCUGUAAGGAUGAUGUCAGGUGUUGGCGGUGGUGAUGUGGCGAAUGAUGUAGCAAGUGUCGCUACAGGUGCGUCUGGCUGGUACGGCAGCCUGGCGGACUCAGCUCCGGUUCACCUGUGUGAGCACUUCCUGGUAAGCGUCCAGCAGUUGAGCGGGAUGCCGUGGUGGCUGAGUAUCGUAACGGUGACGUUGUCAGUCAGGACGCUCAUCACUCUGCCGCUUGCUGCUUACCAGCUGGUCAUCAUCUCCAAGGUGGAGGCGCUGCAGGUGGAGAUCUCUGAGCUGGCAAAGAGGCUUCGAUAUGAAGUUUCUGUCCGAGCGCAAGAGAGAGGCUGGACGGAAAAACAGAGCAGGUUCCAGUUCCAGAAGAACCUGCGGCGUAUCGUUUCUCAGCUCUAUGUCAGAGAAAACUGUCACCCCUUCAAAGCCAGUCUGCUGGUCUGGGUUCAGUUUCCUAUGUGGGUCAGUCUCUCUGUGGCACUCCGAAACCUGAGCCUGCAUCAGUCUGUGGUACAGUGUGAUUUGGCAGCAGGGGGAGCUCUGUGGUUCCCUGACCUUACAUCACCUGACUCCACCUGGAUUCUGCCGCUUGGUGUGGGACUCAUCAACCUGCUCAUCGUGGAGGUUUUUUCUCUGCAGAGACAGAAUCCGACACGUUUCCAGAAGCUGCUGCUGAACUGCAUCCGAGGAUUUUCAGUCUUAAUGGUUCCCAUCGCUGCGACUGUCCCCUCAUGCAUUUCUCUGUACUGGUUCAUCUCCAGUCUCAUCGGAUUCAGUCACAACCUCGUCCUUCGUUCUUCUGCGAUUCACAAAGUCCUCAAACUACAACGUCCUGGAUCAGAGACUCCGUAUAGAGACCUGCUGUCAGCCCUCGUCAACAAAUACUGCAAAUAAAUACACACAGUACUACAUAUAAAUACACAGUACUGCAAAUAAAGUGUGAAAAACACAUGUACACACACAAGUAUUUCACAAUUGUGAUCUGCUCUACAGCCUCACAUCAGAAUGGACCAAUGAGAAGAGACUGUUUUAUAUAGGAAGUGGUGUAAAGUUAAUAAAACUGUCUUACAGUGAAUCAA
Paralichthys olivaceus (Japanese flounder) is the source of this 1605-nucleotide messenger RNA. It is a transcript of the gene cox18, whose product is annotated as cytochrome c oxidase assembly factor COX18. Gene Ontology annotation, molecular function: membrane insertase activity. The record is from RefSeq and is a predicted model, not a curated record. Lineage: Eukaryota; Metazoa; Chordata; Actinopteri; Pleuronectiformes; Paralichthyidae. Gene Ontology annotation, biological process: mitochondrial respiratory chain complex IV assembly; protein insertion into mitochondrial inner membrane from matrix. Gene Ontology annotation, cellular component: mitochondrial inner membrane.